Molecule: messenger RNA, 2635 nt
Organism: Gymnogyps californianus (California condor)
Lineage: Eukaryota; Metazoa; Chordata; Aves; Accipitriformes; Cathartidae
Gene: ANKRD46
Product: ankyrin repeat domain 46
Exons: 4
Coding region: 75-761 (228 amino acids)
Molecular function (GO): protein binding
Source: RefSeq, a predicted model, not a curated record
GCCGCCGCCGCCGCCGCCGCUGCUGCUGCCGCUGCGUGGCAGGUUUGUCACCUACUCCAGAGAGAAUCAGAACAAUGUCCUACGUUUUUGUAAACGACUCCUCCCAGACAAAUGUGCCGCUGCUGCAGGCUUGCAUUGAUGGAGAUUUUAACUAUUCCAAACGACUGUUAGAGAGCGGUUUCGACCCAAAUAUUCGUGACAGCCGAGGCCGAACUGGCCUUCACCUUGCUGCAGCCAGAGGAAAUGUAGACAUCUCUCAACUCUUGCAUAAAUUUGGUGCUGACCUACUAGCCACUGAUUACCAAGGUAACACAGCCCUUCACCUGUGUGGGCAUGUGGAUACCAUCCAGUUCCUAGUUUCUAAUGGACUUAAAAUUGAUAUUUGCAAUCACCAAGGUGCAACACCACUUGUUCUUGCAAAACGAAGGGGUGUGAAUAAAGAUGUGAUUAGACUGCUGGAAUCUUUAGAGGAGCAAGAGGUGAAAGGAUUUAACAGAGGAGCUCACUCAAAGCUGGAAACGAUGCAAACUGCUGAAAGCGAAAGUGCGAUGGAAAGCCAUUCCCUCCUUAAUCCAAACCUACAGCAAGGUGAAGGAGUUCUUUCCAGUUUCCGCACGACAUGGCAAGAGUUUGUGGAAGACCUGGGCUUCUGGAGGGUGCUGCUCCUCAUCAUUGUCAUUGCUCUUCUGUCACUUGGAAUAGCAUACUAUGUUAGUGGGGUGCUUCCCUUUGUAGAAAACCAGCCUGAACUGGUGCACUGAAGCAAAUGCAAAGAAGUGCACUGUGCUUUUCCCUGUUCUAAUCUUAUUUUGAGCUUCUUGGAAUUAUUCUCUUGGUGCAGGCAGUGGCAGCUGUAUAUACUGUUUGCCUUUUGUACUUCAUCUUAACCCCUUUGAAAGAGGGAUUAAUUCAUUUCAAGUAAAACACUAAAUUCUAAAGCAUUCCUAAGCUACCUCUGACUUACCUUGACUUGCAAGCAAGAUGUGAAGAUAAUCCUCUCUGUUGAUAAAAUAUUAUGAUUAGAAAAGGCCUUUCAUAAUGAAUAUUACAUUCCUGGGCAUGAAAAAGUAUAUCCUAGUACAGAACCAAAUUUGGUUUAUUUUCCCUGUGAAGAGAGGUAAAUCUAUUGUUGGAUUUUUUUGUGUGUGCUUCAGUUGAAAGAAAAAUAUUCUUUUAAAAGUCCUCCUCAAGAAAUCUGAAUAAUAUAAUAACGCAUUCUGAUAUAUAGACAGUAAUAAGCUGCAACUUCAUAGUUCUUUUAAUGCCUCCCCAUAGUAUCAUAUCUGCUAGUUUAUAAAAAGAAUGAGAAAUAGUUCAGGUUUUACUGUCUUUAAUGUACAGAUCACUCCUUUAUUUAUUAGGUUAAUGUAGUGUUUCUUCUCCAGAUGAAUUUAAUGUUCUUAAUACCUGCCUGAAGUAAAUUUUGUAGAACAAAGCUGUUUGUUGUGCUUUGGAAGUAAAGUUGUUUCAGCCUUAGGCUGAAAAUUUUGCCUUUUUGUUGAAAUGUUACUAAGCAAACCUUUCUUUGUGAGGGUGGUUAAAAAGUGAUCUAGGUGUUCUGCUCUGUAUAUAAUAAUUCUGUAAGGUGAAAUUUACCUUUGUGAAAAGUCUUUGUGAAAUAUGUCAUGAAGGAUAACUUUUUCUUCCUCCCACAAGGACCAGACUGAACCAUGUAAUUGUAUUGUUUUCAUGUUUGUGGAGAGGACUUGAUUGAAUAGAAUUCCUUUCUAGAAUUGUUUUCCAUUUCAGUUGUUUUCAGACAGCACUUACAGGCUUAUGAAUUUUUUUCUGAGUAUGCAGAAUAAAAGUAUUUAAAAUGUUAAUAUUUAGGAACAUUGUAUGAAAUGAAAUCUUGACCCAUUCUGUACUUAGCUGUGAAAUCCUUUGUUUGUAAGUAACCUAGGGAUACGAAUCAGUUAGAUACUCUUUUAUGAAGGCUAGAAAGGUACUACAUAGUAAGUUGGAGGUUUUCAAAGAAAGCAGAUUCUCGCUUCCCAUGCUGAUUAGACAUCUAACUCUCUUUGUUGCCAUUGCCUUGAAAAUCCCAAACAAAAUGAAUUCUGCAAACCUAAUGAAUCUUUCUGUUUAGCCACUCCUAAAUUGUUGCUAAAUAACAUCAAACAUUUAUAAAAUUGUAAAUUACAAUAAGUAUUGAUAGAAGUAACCUACAUCUCUCUGUUCUGCUACCAUGUAUAUUUUUCUUUCUUGUUUAUGGGUUUGAGUGAAGAGGGUUGUUGUCUUUGUUUUGAUGUGUGACAUGGGCUUCACUGAGCUGGGCCCCGUUCUAAAUUGCAUCUGAAUAAUUCUUAUUCUCAUUUCUGAAGUUAGAGGUUAAUGAAAUUAUACUUUUCUAGCAGCCGCAAUGCCACAGAAAGGAAAGCCUCUUAAAAAAACCCAAAACAAUACAAAAAAACAGAGCAUACUCCUCUUGUGAAUAUUUCAAUUAUUGUGCAUCUGUUCAUGAACAGAGAAAUAUAAACUCAUAGUAUACCUAAAUUACAUUUACUUCUCUAAAUAAGUACAUUUCUGUUAAUAAUACUCUGUAUCUUGAAUAAUCAUGUUGUCUUUCAGUAUGUAUUAGCUGCAUAAUUUGUAAUUGUAUUCUCAGUAUGGGUGAAUGCCACAAAUAAAUAUA